This is a messenger RNA of Erigeron canadensis, 3061 nucleotides long. Its product is annotated as putative GTP diphosphokinase RSH1, chloroplastic. Gene Ontology annotation, biological process: guanosine tetraphosphate metabolic process. The transcript is spliced from 24 exons. The record is from RefSeq and is a predicted model, not a curated record. The coding region runs from base 177 to 2717 and encodes 846 amino acids. Lineage: Eukaryota; Viridiplantae; Streptophyta; Magnoliopsida; Asterales; Asteraceae.
CAUCAAAUUUUUUUUUUUUUAAUAAUUAUUAUACCCCUAAAAUAAACCAAACUUCUUACAGUAUUUAUUAUACCCCUAAAAAAAAAAAAACUAAACUUCUUAGUAAACUCUGAUUAAAUAACAACAAAUUCAAAUUCCAUGAGACUGAUAUCACUCUCCGAUGCUGUUCAGUAGCUAUGACUUCUGCUUCCUUUUUAUCAGCGUAUGUAGAGUGUGUAAAAUUAUGUAAGUAUACAAAAGGAGGUGGAAGUGGAACCGGAAAAGGCGACUGUAGUCCGAUUUCGUGUGCUUGGAAAGCUCCUAGGGCUUUGACUGGUUUGUUAGCUAGCACAGCUAGUUCGUCGGCUUUUUAUUACGAAAAAAGGAUAUGGCGUGGCGAUAGACGUAGGAGAUGGGCUGUGGGUUGUUCGUCCUCUUUUUCUUCAUAUGAUGAGGUUACUCCUGAGAACUUGUGGAAGGAUCUUAAACCAGCUAUUGCAUACCUUACGUCUGAAGAGUUGAAGUCAGUACGCAAUGCACUAAAUCUGGCCUUUGAGGCACAUGAUGGGCAAAAACGACGAAGUGGAGAACCCUUUAUUGUUCACCCUGUUGAAGUUGCAAAAAUUCUGGGAGAACUUGAAUUGGACUGGGAGUCAAUUGCUGCUGGUUUAUUGCAUGACACAGUUGAAGAUACAAAUCUUGUUACUUUUGAAAAAAUAGAGAAGGAUUUUGGUCCUACUGUCCGUCACAUUGUUGAAGGAGAAACUAAGGUGUCAAAACUAGGAAAGUUGAAGUAUAAAAAUGAUAGUCAUUCUGUACAAGAGGUGAAAGCUCACGAUCUUCGACAAAUGUUUCUUGCCAUGACUGAGGAGGUCAGGGUGAUAAUUGUUAAGUUAGCAGACAGAUUACAUAAUAUGCGGACUCUUUCUCAUAUGCCUUCACAUAAGCAGUCUAGCAUUGCAAUGGAGACGCUACAAGUUUUUGCUCCUCUCGCAAAGCUCCUUGGAAUGUAUCAAAUUAAGUCUGAGCUCGAGAACUUGUCCUUUAUGUACACAAAUCCUCAAGAUUACGCUAAAGUGAAGAGAAGAGUUGCAGAACUCCAUAAAGAGCAGGAGAAAGAAAUUGAAGAGGCAAAUAGAAUUUUGAUCAAGAAGAUUGAAGAUGACCAGUUCUUAGACCUUAUGACUGUUAAAACAGAAGUGCGGUCUGUUUGUAAGGAACCUUACAGCAUCCAUAAAUCAGUAGUGAAGUCAAAAGUUUCAAUUAAUGAAGUUAAUCAAAUUGCACAGCUGCGGAUUAUCAUUAAACCUAAGCCUUGCGUUGGUGUAGGGCCUUUGUGUAAUGCACAACAGAUUUGUUACCAUGUUCUUGGGUUGGUACAUGGCAUCUGGACUCCUAUUCCCCGAGCUAUGAAGGAUUACAUUGCGACCCCAAAACCCAAUGGUUAUCAGAGUCUUCAUACUACUGUAAUUCCAUUUCUUUAUGAGAGCAUGUUCCGUCUGGAAGUGCAGAUUAGAACUGAAGAGAUGAAUUUGAUAGCAGAAAGAGGUAUUGCUGCUCACUACAGUGGGAAAGUCGUCAAUGGGUUAGUCAAACAUACAAUGGUUAAUGAGAGAAACUUAAAAGGAAAACCAGUCUGCCUUAAUAAUGCAAAUGUGGCCCUCAGGAUUGGUUGGCUCAACGCAAUUAGAGAAUGGCAAGAAGAGUUCGUUGGAAACAUGAGCUCUAGAGAGUUUGUAGAUACAAUCACCAAAGAUCUUCUAGGCAGUCGCGUCUUUGUAUUUACACCAAGGGGAGAGAUAAAAAAUUUGCCUAAGGGAGCAACUGUUAUUGACUAUGCUUAUAUGAUCAACACCGAUACUGGAAACAACAUGGUGGCUGCAAAGGUUAAUGGAAAUAUUGUUCCUCCCUUGCAUGUGCUUGCAAACGCCGAAGUUGUGGAGAUAGUGACUUAUAAUGCACUCUCAAGCAAGUCUGCUUUCCAGAGGCACAAGCAAUGGUUACAACAUGCAAAAACACGCAGUGCCAGACACAAGAUUAUGAAUUUUUUGAAGGAGCAAGCUGCUCAAUCUGCAGAUCAACUAACAGUUGACUCAAUCAAUGAGUUUCUUUCCGAUUCUGGAGAGGAUAGUGAAGUUGAAGAGGUUAUCGACUAUUCUAAAGGGAGUCAGCACACGUGGGAGAAGAUUCUCAUGAAUGUGAUGGAAAUGUCAUCUAUGAAGAUGAUUGGUGAAGACCUUUUUCAGUUCAAAAAUGGUAGUAUCAAGGUUCCAAAGGUCAAUGGGAAGCAUAACAAGCAUAUGAAAAGUGUAAGUGUUAAGGCUAGAGGAGAAACACUUUAUCAGGGUAACGGUGUUGCUAAGAUGAUAUUUGCUGAUGUUCCGAUGCAUAAAGAAGUGUUCCCCGGUCUUGAAAGUUGGCGUGAUGGGAAGGUUUCAUCAUGGAGUGAUUUUGAAGGACACUCUAUUCAGUGGAUGUGCAUUGUCUGCAUAGAUCGAAAAGGCAUGCUUGCUGAUAUAACAAGGACGUUGUCAAACGUUGGCCUUACAAUAUGCUCGUGUGCGGCUGAGGUUGUUAAAGGAAGAGGAAUGUCCGUCAUUCUUUUCCAUGUUGAAUCAAGCUUGGAUGAUACGGUCAGUGCGUGUUCACGUGUUGAUUUGGUCUUCGGUGUAUUAGGAUGGUCCACUGGGUGCAGCUUGCAUGGAUUAACCAAAAAGCAACGAGUUCGAGAAUGUUGACCGCAUCAUUAGUGAGGUUGAUAAGAAGUUUUGUUCACUUGGUAAAUAGUUUUGCUAUCAUAUAUGCGUCCAUCCAUCUUGAUCAAAACAAAUCAACAACCUAGUGAUUUGAUGAUAGGUGUAGUCGUGUAGAGGCAAGGGGCUGUUUAUAAAGGAAGAGCGAAGUAUACAUGUAAUGAUGUAAAAAAGGAAUGAAAAUAGAGAUUUACACAAGUGAUACUGAAAGUUUAUAAUAGGUUAGGCACACUUGAUGUUGCUAUUAUUUUGUUAGUGAUAUGAUCAAUAUAUGAUCAAUGAACACAACGAUAUGGGUCACCUACUUAUAAAGAAGUUGAUUAGUGCUA